UGUCCUUCUCUUUAUAGAUGCUUCAAGCAAGAUAUCAAAAACCAGCAAGAGAAAGAAGAACAACUCAGAAACAUGGCUGGGGGAAGUGCAAGUUCUGUGCAAAGCGUAGUACUGAACGAAGAUCGGAUUAACAAGGCGCUUGCUCUGUCCUUGAAGGCUCACAGAUCACCGGAGAAGCCUUACCUUGUUGAAAAGAUUGGCAGCAACAGCGGCCCUAAGAAAGUCAUAAUUAGCUUCCCAGGCUGUGGAUCUGUAAAGGACUGGUAUUCUGAAACGCCCUUUGGAGAAUCUCAAAUAAAUCUCUCUCUCUUUCCCUCGCUUAAAAGUGUUGGCAAUGAUGAAGCUGCUUUAGUGAAUAAAUCAUUUCUGCAGAGAUUUGAAGCCAUUUUAGGCAAGACAUCUUUCACUGAUGUGGUAGAGAAAGCGAUUGGAAAAAAGAAGGAGGUAAUAUUUUCAGGGCACUCUUCUGGUGCUGCAGUGGCCAUUCUAGCAACCCUAUGGGCCUUGGACAAAUACCUAACUCCAGACAACAACCAGUUCCCUCUUUUGUGUUUCACUUUUGGGUCUCCCUUAAUUGGUAAUCACAUUUUGUCUCAUGCUACAAGACGAGAAAAGUGGUCCAAUUACUUCAUGCAUUUUAUCAUGAAAUAUGACACAUUGCCAAGAAUCCUGCUUGCUCCUCUCUCUUCAUGGGAUCAAAGAUUCGACCCUGUUCUUCAAUUUUUCAACCCCAAAUCUAAAUAUUUUGGGAACGAAUCAGUAGUAGCACAAAGUUUGACUUCAGAGUUCUACUUUAAUGUCAUGAUAAAUGCAGCAAAUGCUACAAGCCACGCGGCAUGUAAGCUCAUGGGCAACACAAAUGCAGUAUCAGAAACGCUAGCGAGUUUUAUUGCUUUAAGCCCUUACAGACCUUUUGGAACAUACAUUUUCUGCACUGGAAGUGGAAAGCUGAUUAUCAUAAGAAACCCAGAUGCUGUUCUUCAGCUCCUGUUUUUCUCUGCUCAAUUAAACAAUGAAGCAGAAGCUCCUCAAAUUGCCUACAGAUUCCUGAAAGAACAUUUCAUGUAUGCUGAUGAACUGAAAGAAAGCUUGGCAAUGCAAAAUGCGGUUUACUUGGACCAACUAGAGACUUUACUUUCGUCUGCUGACGGUCCACAUGGCGAUAAUGCAGCAACCAACAUGGCCUUGAACGACCUUGGACUUAGCAAAAGAGCUAGGCUGUGUCUUGGGGCUGCGGGGAAGUUGGAGAAACAAAAGAUCGGAAACGAGGAGCAAAUUGACCUGGAGAAAGCUGAAAAACAUAUGGAGGAACUGCAACAAUACAAGGCAAUAAACGGGAGAGUUAGCUAUUAUGAAGCCUUCAAGCGGCAAGACUACGAAAGUGACUUCCUAUCAAAUGUAAACAGGCUGAGGCUUGCGAGUGUAUGGGAUGACAUAAUUGAAAAGUUAAGAAACUAUGAACUGCCAGAUGAAUUUGAAGGCAAGCCAGAAUUGGUCAAGUGUGGAACCCAGUAUCGACGUCUGGUGGAGCCGCUGGAUGUUGCCAACUAUUACCGGCAUGUGAGGAACGACGUCACAGGACCUUACAUGGAAGGAAAAGGCAGGCCAAGGCGAUACAAAUACACCCAAAGAUGGUUGGAGCAUGCAAGGAGAAAGCCGAAAGGAGCUUACUCAGAGUCGUGCUUAAUGGCAGAGGUGGAAGAACUGUGGAUUAAAACUGAACAAGGCACGCCAUUUGAACAAGUUAAGGAACGUGUUCUGAGACUUGAAGGAGAUAUCAAACGAUGGAGUGACGAAGAGGUACUCUCCAACUAUGUAUUGUUGGAGGGUUCGACCCUUGUGAAGCUGUGGAACCAGCUUCCCAACCAUCACAAGGAAAGAUCCUGCAUAAGAAGUCUCAUAUUGAAGGAUUAAUGUACCAUCAUAUUAUGUAUAUUGUGAUGUGAUAAUUGUUUGUAUUAUUUAGUUUGCUGGCCACCGUUAUUGGUGAGUGAAGCCACCUGUAUUUGCUUUUGUUGGGCCGUGAGGAGGUUUUUAAGAGACAUUAAAAUGUUGCCAAUAAGGCAGAAAACCGUUUGUCGAAUAUGCAUGCAUAGAUUUAGAUAAGUCCUUCCGGGACCCGGGGUGGUCCUAAUCGAUCGUUUUUGGUGUAGGAGAAAACUCCCAACAAGCGUCCACAGGAAACGAUGAUUUCCCCGGGAGAACACUGCCCUCUCGAUAUGUGGGUUUACACACAUUUCUUCUCACCUUUUACACCUUUUUUAUUAAUAUAAAAAA
Messenger RNA from Neltuma alba, 2277 nucleotides. RefSeq names its product protein EDS1L-like. Gene Ontology annotation, biological process: lipid metabolic process; defense response. The record is from RefSeq and is a predicted model, not a curated record. The transcript has 3 exons. NCBI's taxonomy places the organism in Eukaryota, Viridiplantae, Streptophyta, Magnoliopsida, Fabales, Fabaceae. The coding region runs from base 73 to 1914 and encodes 613 amino acids.